Colletotrichum graminicola M1.001 is the source of this 1386-nucleotide messenger RNA. Its product is annotated as major facilitator superfamily transporter. Bases 1 to 1386 code for a protein of 461 amino acids. The record is from RefSeq and is a predicted model, not a curated record. NCBI's taxonomy places the organism in Eukaryota, Fungi, Ascomycota, Sordariomycetes, Glomerellales, Glomerellaceae. Gene Ontology annotation, cellular component: membrane. The transcript is spliced from 4 exons. Gene Ontology annotation, biological process: transmembrane transport. Gene Ontology annotation, molecular function: transmembrane transporter activity.
AUGUCGCAGACCGCCACCGAGACGCGUUCCGAUACGCAGCAACACAAACCUUUCGGGCCAGAUGUCUUCGAGCUCGGCCACUUGACUUCCAGUCAUGGCCGAUCGCUCGAAGAUAUUUCGCUGAAGCUGGACGGUUCUGAGGCCCAUCAGUCAAGAACAGACGACCUGGACAGUGCCCCACCGCCGUACGCUCAUGGAACCAUCGAGCGGUGGAACUCACCCAAGGGCAACGUUGGCAGGAUUGUGUUCGCUUUCUUCUCGUUUAUUAUUUCUGGCAUGAAUGAUGCGGCAGUUGGUCUCGAAACAUACUAUGACUUGAGCUACACCAUCGUCUCACUCAUCUUCCUAACGCCCUUCGCCGGCUACUCAGUUGCGGCGUUCACAAAUGCCAGAAUCCACCAGAAAUUCGGACAGCGAGGGGUUGCGAUCAUGGCUCCCCUGUGUCAUAUCGUCACCUAUGUUGUUCUCUCCCUGCAUCCUCCCUAUCCAGUCCUAGUGGUUGCCAAUAUGAUCAGCGGCUUUGGCAAUGGACUGACCGACGCUUGCUUCUGUGCUUGGAUUGGCGCCAUGGACAAGACCAACACGAUCCAGGGCUUCCUCCACGCCUCCUACUCCGUGGGUGCCCUCAUUGCCCCGCUGAUUGCUACGUCGAUGGUGGUUACUGCUAAACUUCCAUGGUACAACUAUUACUAUUUCAUGGUUGGUGCGUCUGUUCUCGAACUCGUCGGUCUUACCAUCACUUUCUGGCCAAAGACAGGUGCUAUGUACCGCGCCGAACACGCUCAUGAGAACGAGGGUCAAGGGGGUGCUGGCACCCGAAUCGCACUCAAGUCCAAGGUCACCUGGCUUUGCUCCGUGUUCUUCUUCUCAUACAUGGGCGUCGAAGUUGGCCUAGGUGGUUGGAUUGUCACUUUCAUGCUUCGCGUCCGCAAGGCGUCCGCCUAUGCAUCUGGUAUCUCUGCCACGGGCUUUUGGGCAGGACAGGCCCUGGGCCGCGCAUGCCUAGGUUUCGUAACCGAGAGAUACGGGGAGAGGCUCUGUAUCAGUAUCUAUCUCGUUAUCUGCAUUGCUCUUCAACUUCUCUUCUGGCUUGUACCCCAGUUCAUCGUCUCGGCUAUUGCUGUGGCCUUCCUUGGUUUCUUCCUGGGUCCGAUGUUCCCUGGUGCUGUUACAAUGACAGCCAAGCUUCUUCCGAAACACAUUCAUGUCAGUGCUAUUGGCUUCGCUAUGGCUAUUGGUGGCACAGGGGGGACAGUGUUCCCAUUCAUCAUUGGUGCCAUUGCGACAAGCAAGGGUGUUACGGUGCUCCAACCCAUCGUUCUAUCAUUGAUUGCGGUGGUGGCUAUCGUGUGGCUUUGCUUCCCACGUAUUCAAAAGAGAGACUAG